AUGGUCGGGGUCUUGUGGAACAGCCUGACCAUCCUGGGGUCACGUGGGAUUGUAUUAACGUGCAAUGAAAUUAUGAAGCUCUAUGAAGCAAUCAUAAAAGGUGUUGAUCAGUGCAUCCAGAAGUUUCUGGAUGUUGCAAGACAAACUGAAUGCUUUUUUCUACAAAAAAGACUGCAGCUAUCGGUCCAGAAACCAGAGCAAGUAAUUAAAGAGGAUGUUUCAGAAUUAAGAAAUGAAUUGCAGAGAAAAGAAGCAUUAAUUCAGAAGCAUUUGGGUAAACUGCGACACUGGCAACAGGUCCUGGAAGAUAUCAGUGUACAGCACAAAAAGCCUGCAGAAGUGCCUCAAGGUCCAUUAGCUUACCUAGAACAAGCAUCUGCUAAUAUUCCUGCUCCAAUGAAGCAAACGUGAUCCUUGAUUUUACAUACCGGAAUAUUUUCAACAAUGCAAAGCAGUGGUGUUAGUUUUACUUUGUAUGCUUUUUAUAUAAUGUAAUUUGUACUACAAAUAUAAAUAGUUAAGACAAUUAAGC
This is a messenger RNA of Fulmarus glacialis (Northern fulmar), 532 nucleotides long. It is a transcript of the gene MED28, whose product is annotated as mediator complex subunit 28. Gene Ontology annotation, cellular component: mediator complex. Bases 1 to 411 code for a protein of 136 amino acids. The record is from RefSeq and is a predicted model, not a curated record. NCBI's taxonomy places the organism in Eukaryota, Metazoa, Chordata, Aves, Procellariiformes, Procellariidae. The transcript is spliced from 3 exons.